CCCACCGGAGCUUCGGCUUAAAAGGAAACCAACUAGUCUGCCUGCUGGAGUUGACGCAGAGGGAAGAAGAUGGCGUCCACGAGCCGCUUGGAUGUUCUGCCUAGAGUGACAUGUCCAAACCACCCAGAUUCCAUUUUAGUAGAAGAUUAUAGAGCUGGAGACAUGAUUUGUCCAGAAUGUGGACUUGUCGUAGGUGACAGAGUAAUAGAUGUAGGGUCAGAAUGGCGAACAUUCAGCAAUGACAAAGCAACUAAAGACCCAUCUCGAGUUGGAGAUACCCAGAAUCCUCUCCUUAGUGAUGGAGAUUUGACUACAAUGAUUGGCAAGGGCACUGGUGCAGCUAGUUUUGAUGAAUUUGGGAAUUCAAAGUAUCAAAACCGUCGCACUAUGAGUAGCUUUGACCGUGCAAUGAUGAAUGCCUUUAAGGAAAUCGCUAGCAUGGCUGACAGAAUCAACCUUCCCCGAAAUAUAGUUGAUCGAACAAAUAAUUUAUUUAAGCAAGUGUAUGAGCAGAAGAGCCUGAAGGGAAGAAGUAACGAUGCCAUUGCGUCUGCUUGUCUCUACAUUGCUUGCAGACAGGAGGGUGUUCCUAGAACAUUUAAAGAAAUAUGUGCUGUGUCCAGAAUUUCCAAAAAAGAAAUAGGUCGGUGUUUCAAACUCAUCUUGAAAGCUUUAGAAACAAGUGUGGAUUUGAUCACUACUGGAGAUUUUAUGUCCAGAUUUUGUUCAAACUUGGGUCUUCCUAAGCAAGUCCAGAUGGCAGCAACGCACAUUGCGCGUAAAGCUGUGGAAUUAGAUUUAGUUCCUGGGAGGAGCCCUAUCUCAGUUGCAGCUGCAGCUAUUUAUAUGGCUUCGCAAGCCUCAGCUGAAAAGAGGACACAAAAAGAAAUUGGAGACAUUGCUGGUGUAGCUGAUGUUACAAUAAGGCAGUCAUAUAGGCUGAUUUAUCCACGUGCUCCAGACCUUUUCCCAGCAGAUUUCAGAUUUGACACUCCUGUGGACAAACUGCCCCAGCUGUGAAACUUCAAAGGCUACUUCUAGAUCCUCAAAAAUAAUUUUUGACUUACAAAAGCAGUAAGCAUAUAAAAGCUGUACUGCCAAGCCUUCAGUUGCAGGACUGGUUAAAGGAUAUGGAAAAGCCUAUUGGAUGAAUCGGAGCACACAUUCCAGAUAUAAACAAAAUAAUUUUGUGGCAUUUUUAUGUAUAUAUUAGUGAAUUUAAGUAUUUAACAACCAUUGCAGCAAACUUAAUUUUCUAUUCUGUGUAUUUAGAUUUCUUUCAUAGAGAUCUAGUGAAAUGUAUUUUGGAAAAUUCAAAUCAGAAUAAACUGUUUUCGAAAAACAGUACUGACCUAUAAGUUUUGCUGUAUGUGACUUUGUUCUAAAUAAAUAUCCAAGUGGAAAAUGUAA
This is a messenger RNA of Candoia aspera, 1410 nucleotides long. It is a transcript of the gene GTF2B, whose product is annotated as general transcription factor IIB. The coding region runs from base 70 to 1020 and encodes 316 amino acids. NCBI's taxonomy places the organism in Eukaryota, Metazoa, Chordata, Lepidosauria, Squamata, Candoiidae. The record is from RefSeq and is a predicted model, not a curated record. Gene Ontology annotation, biological process: transcriptional start site selection at RNA polymerase II promoter; RNA polymerase II core complex assembly; transcription initiation at RNA polymerase II promoter. Gene Ontology annotation, cellular component: transcription preinitiation complex; nucleus. The transcript is spliced from 7 exons. Gene Ontology annotation, molecular function: RNA polymerase II general transcription initiation factor activity; RNA polymerase II core promoter sequence-specific DNA binding; TBP-class protein binding.